Cololabis saira (Pacific saury) is the source of this 4244-nucleotide messenger RNA. RefSeq lists its product as uncharacterized. Bases 577 to 3015 code for a protein of 812 amino acids. Gene Ontology annotation, biological process: negative regulation of axon extension involved in axon guidance; axon guidance; neural crest cell migration. Gene Ontology annotation, molecular function: chemorepellent activity; semaphorin receptor binding. NCBI's taxonomy places the organism in Eukaryota, Metazoa, Chordata, Actinopteri, Beloniformes, Belonidae. The transcript is spliced from 15 exons. The record is from RefSeq and is a predicted model, not a curated record.
UUAGUGGUGGAAGAGUAAAUGUUACAGGUGUUGACAUCGGAUCCUAAACCCGCUGAAAACAAUCGCUCCGAACAGUUUCUUAUGUAGACCGAGACCGCUGUCGGGGAUUUCAGCUGUCACACUUCCCCUGAGGGGGCUGGAGACGCACUGGUGCACACAACAACGCCACAGAAGAUGCACUCUGUGGUUGAAGCAGAAGAACCAUGAAAAUGAUCUCCUCCGGCAUUCCUCAUCACUAGCCGGGCAGCAUGGCUCCUGCUCCUCCUUCCAGAGAGGACACCAGCAGCUCAUUAGCUCUGCGCUGGAGGCUAACGCCGACAUAAAUAACCACCAACUUCUAACUGAACUGAAUCAGGCUAAGCCGCACUCCUCUACAUCUAAGCAAAUCCCCUUCGGAUCUGUGUGAAUGAACAGGACUCGCCGUGGCGGAGCAGCGCAUGUCCAGGAGUGUCACAUUGCUUCGGUGUGGCAUAUGGAGUGAAACUUUGGACCAUGUUCUGGCUCUGAUCUGGUGCUCAGGUGGCGGAGCUGGACCGUGCGGCUCCUCCACACCUCGACAAGCUUGGACUCUGAGCCAUGUCUCUUCUGUCGGCACUAAGCAUCGUCUGUGGAUUGAUGCUCCAUGUUUGUUUCAGUUCCCUUCAUACUCACUAUUGCGCCCCACGUAAGACCGUCCCCUACCAGAUAGAUGACCUGAAGUCGUUCAGAGAAGACGGGAUCUUCAAUUACUCAACUAUGCUGAUCAGAGAUGACCUGGGCGUGUUGCUGCUGGGAGCAAGGGAGGCCAUCUAUGCUCUGGACGUAAACAACAUCUCUGAAAAAAAGUCUGCGGUAUAUUGGCGAGUGACGGAGGAGAAGCAGAGGGAAUGCACAUACAAGGGUAAACAUGCAGAGGUGGAAUGCCGAAACUACAUCAGAACCCUGCACAGUGUGAACGACACUACAGUUUACGUGUGUGGCACGAAUGCUUUUAGUCCAACCUGCGAUUAUAUGACGUUUGCUAAUGGGCAGCUGAUGCUGAAGGGAAAGCAGGAGGAGGGAAAGGGGAAGUGUCCUUUUGAUCCCUUUCAGAGAUACUCCUCCCUCAUGGUUGGAAAUGACCUGUACUCUGCUACAUCCAUCAAUUUCUUGGGCUCUGAGCCGGUGAUUCUGCGCAGCUCAAACUUGGCUCUUCGCUCAGAGUUUAAGAGCUCUUGGCUCAGUGAGCCUAACUUCGUUUACAUGGACUUUGUGGAUGAAAGCACUGCUAGUGUGGAUGGGGACGAUGACAAGGUGUACUUGUUCUUCAGCGAGAACGCCAUGGAGUAUGACUUCUACAGCAAAGUUGCAGUAUCACGAGUGGCUCGUGUCUGCAAGGGAGAUAUGGGCGGCCAGCGGACACUGCAGAGGAAAUGGACGACGUUCCUGAAAGCUCGUCUGGAUUGUUCCUUCCCUGAACCCAGCCUGCCCCCCAUUGUCCAGGAUGUCUUCCUGAUGAAGCACGCAGACUGGGGGAAGAGCGUCUUCUACGCCGUCUUCACACCUCAGUCGGGGCUGUCCCAGGUCUCUGCAGUGUGUGCAUACAGCGUGUCUGCUAUCAGGGAUAUUUUCAACGAGGGAAAGUUUAAGACGCCUGUUGCCGUGGAAACGUCCUAUGUGAAGUGGGUGAUGCACACCGGUGAGGUGCCGGUUCCCAGACCAGGAGCGUGCAUCAACAAUGUGGCCCGUAACAUGGGGAUCAAUCGCUCUCUGGAACUUCCAGACAAAACCCUCCAGUUCAUCAGGGAUCGCCCUCUGAUGGAUGAAGCUGUUCGUCCGCUGACGGGGAAGCCGCUGCUGGUCGAGAGCGGGGCUCUGCUGACUCGGAUUGUGGUGGACAGCGUGUUGGCUCUUGAUGGACAGAGACAUGAUGUCAUGUUCAUUGGCACUGAAAAUGGUUAUAUUCAGAAGGCUGUCAAUUAUGACGGAGAGAUGCUCAUCAUCGAGGAGAUACAAGUGUAUGAAAACCCUGAACCCAUCAGCAUCCUGCGCCUCUCAUCCAAAAAGUCGCAGGGCCAGCUGUACGUUGGGUCGGAGUUUGGCGCUAUCCAGAUGCCGGUCAGUAACUGCAGUCGCUACCAGAGUUGUGUCGACUGCAUCCUUUCCAGGGACCCGUACUGCGCCUGGGACCUUUCAACUACACAGUGUUCCUCCAUCUACAGCUUAACUCCUUCCUCAAAUACCGCAUUACAGAGUCUGAAGGAGGGAAACGUGUCGCAGUGUCCUCUGCCACCCGAUCGAGUGGCAGCUGUCGACGUUGCCCUAGUUCCAGGGAACAACAUCAAGCUGCCGUGCCAACUUCACUCUAACCUGGCACACGUCCGCUGGAGAUUCUCCGACAAAGCACUCGAGUCCAACGACAAAUACUACAUCUACAGUGGAGGCCUCCUCAUCUUGAACGCAUCUGAAUUGGACGCAGGCCUGUACGUCUGUGACUCAGUGGAGCAGAUUAACAGCAGGACAUACAACCGGACCGUGGCGGUUUAUCAUUUACAGCUGCACUCAGAACCAGAAGUGGUUACCCCUACUCCUAGCAUCACUGUGACAAAGUACUUUGAAUCUAUUCACACUUUGAAUACAGCUGCCACAGAACCGGCGCCAGGGACUGGCGAUGAGGACCCAUUGUCCCCCGAGACUCAAAGCACAGUCGGCAGAAUAGGCCGUCUGGAGGUGGCCGUGGCCCUCCUGGCGCUUCUUUCCCUCUCCCUAAUUGGGGUCAUAAUUUGGUUCUGGAGUCGAGGCCAUUGGAAGUGUUUGAAGUUUGCGCAGAGCUCCAAGGACAGCGAGAGCAGAAACCCGUCAGCAGACUACAUGCACAUCCAGAACAGAAGCUCAGAGAUACAUUUCCUGGGGCCUGAGUCCAGGAUACCUUGCACUGGCAAUAAUAAUCACACUGCAGUUGAUUUCAAAGGGAACGGGGAGCACCACUUCACACCUAUGGCCAACAUUUCAAGUUUGGACGGUCUGGGAUACAUACACGAUGAGUCUGAAAUUUGAGGCUGAGGCAGACUUCAAUCCACUACCUUCACCAAUGCACUAGUCAUUUUUCGUAUAGAUGGCUUUACUUCCACUGUCAGUGAUGAAAUAGUUUUCACAAAAUAAAUUAUUCUGAUGAGUGUACCGUUUCUCCUGGUGAACUUCUUACACUGUUUAUCACUUCAUACCCUCACAAGGCAGCUGAUGUUCUGAGGAGACAUAACCGGUGGACUUUCUGCUCCAGCAAAAACUGUUGAAAUGUUUUUAUAAUCAUAUUUUUGUAUUGUAACAAGUUGUGAAUUCAAUUUGUGUAAUAUUGUGUACAGCCACUAACAUUUUUGACUAUUUAUUUGGGGCAAUUAAGUUUUUAUUUCACUUAAUUGAAGUCUUUUUUUUUUUUUUAAAUAAUGUUUGCAACAUCUCAUUCAGUCAUUUAUUACUGUUUACUGAAGAUAAAAUUGAACACUGAGACUACUCUACCCAUCAUGGGCUGUGUUAAUCAUUCAUCAACAGCCUGAGCCACUUUUAUUUCCUGGUUGGUGUUUAAAAAUGAAUAUACCUCUGCUUUCAAGCACCAAAACGUCCUUCACACAGAUGUACAAAACCAUGUUGAUGUCCUAUGCGCUAUUAGAAAAGAGUAUCCCAUUUUACUCCAAUAAAUGUAUCACAUUUAAGGUUAACUCCUGUUGCUGCAACCAGGAUGUUUGAUAUUUUGUCCACACCCUUUUUUUUUUUUUUUUUUUUAAAUUGCAAGCAUGUUGUAUUCUCACUGUCAAAAACAAAUGUAAUUGCAAUGUAAAUGUGUCGAUUUAUCCCAGUCACCAAAUCCUCUGACAGACUCAGGACAUGAGAGAACUUUGUUAAAGCUGAAUUGUUUAAAACAGAGGGCAAAAAAAUACUUGAGUAAGGAGCUCUAAGUGCAUCUAGCUGUCGGUGAUUAUUUUAGGUGAAGCAGCUGAAAAGUUUGUCAAAGCCGUGCAAGUGAUGUCCUUGUUUGUAGGGAGGGACAGCAGACUCACUCAACAGUCAGGGGCUUUUUUUUUUUUUUUUUUCCAAAUUGGAAAAAAAUAUGAAUGGGAAUAGUGCCAAUUUAUUAUUUCUGUUAAACAGCAGUACUUUAAACUCUGUUAUUUCAUCUCAAACACUAGAUAUGGAAAGAGUGAAGGGGGACUAUGGUCAAUUAUUCAUCGGUGCGGGUUAGGACGGUUUCAUCAACAUGCUUAUUGGGAAUAAAAGAAAUAUUGACAGUG